AUGCAGCUCAUCGCCUCCGUUGUCACGGCCGCCACGCUACUUGGAGCCUCGGUUCAGGCCCAGGAGCUCACUCUUGGACUCAUGUCGCUGCGCUCAGUAUCGCCCAUCCACUUUGGCAGCAUCAACGCUGCCAACAGCAAGUUCUGGAUCUGGGGACCCGGUCCCAAGACCUACUGCCCUCCCAACGUCACCGGCUGCCAAAAGACCAACUCUACUCUUAUCGACCUCUAUGAGAAUGGUGCUGCUGGUCUGUACGCCAACGUCCCCGGUGGACAGGACGUCUUUGUCGCCCCAGACGGCUCGCUCUCCUUCACCGAGCCUCACACUGAGGGCGUCUUUCCCCCGGGCUCCAUCGUGUACAGCGGCUUUACCUAUACUCCCCCCGCCGAGCCCGGCACCGUCGCCAUUCUCGGAUUCAAUGGCAACGGCAGCACCGGCUUCGUUGCCUGCCCCCGAAGCGGCGCCUACCCAUGGCAAAUCUACGUUGACUUGCCCGGCAAAAACUACUCGUCAGACUGCCUGGGUUUUGACGUUGCUGCUGCCAACGUUACCAACGCCCCGAUGCCAUGGGAGUUCAUUUAG
Talaromyces rugulosus is the source of this 582-nucleotide messenger RNA. RefSeq lists its product as uncharacterized. The transcript is spliced from 3 exons. Bases 1 to 582 code for a protein of 193 amino acids. The record is from RefSeq and is a predicted model, not a curated record. Lineage: Eukaryota; Fungi; Ascomycota; Eurotiomycetes; Eurotiales; Trichocomaceae.